Molecule: messenger RNA, 2366 nt
Organism: Aphanomyces invadans
Lineage: Eukaryota; Oomycota; Saprolegniomycetes; Saprolegniales; Verrucalvaceae
Exons: 1
Coding region: 47-1135 (362 amino acids)
Biological process (GO): phosphatidylethanolamine biosynthetic process
Cellular component (GO): cytoplasm
Molecular function (GO): ethanolamine kinase activity
Source: RefSeq, a predicted model, not a curated record
GUCGAGGAAGGGGCUGGCAGCACAUAAUGUAUGUCGCCCGGGAUGCAUGGCGUUAAAGGAGCAGUUUUCAUUUGACACCAUGGCAACGAUCAAGACGCCCACCGACGCAGACGUCGCAGCCGUGCGCCGCGUGGUGCGGGACGUCCCUAUGUGGAAGAACCAACUGGCCAGCGGCGACGACGUCAUCGUGACCUGUCUUCCCGUCCUGACGGCCAACAAGAUUCUCGUUGCCGACUUUCGAGGGAAAAAGGUCCUCGUCAAGUUUCCGAUGGAGAACGUCUUCAGCAUGGUCUUCGAUCUCCACGAGCAAAAGAUCGUGAACGACAUGGUGAGCUUGUACCGCGGCGAUCUCGAGCGGAACCCCAAGGUGCUCUACGUCAACGACGUGUGCCGCGUCGACGAGUUCGUCGAGUGCCGCACACUGACGUCCGCAGACUACUUGGACGAGACCACGAUGAAGCACUUGGCCAUCGAGCUCGCCACCCUCCACUGCGACGUGCGACUCAAGGACCGGUACAUCGCGCUCAAGGACGGCGACGUGUACACGAUCGCGGAUCGGCUCCGCGGCAUGCACGAAACCGUCAAGGUGAACUUUCCCAUCCGAAGGACGCGCAUGGCAACCCAAGUGCCCGAGGUCCAUCAAGCACUUGCAACGACUGUGCAUGCGGCCAUGGAGGUGCUGGCCGACACAGCAUUCUUCAUGCACGUGCUCAACAAGUGCUUCCCCGCCUCGUCCGAGCUCGUGUUGUCGCACAACGACCUUCGAAGCGCCAACGUACUCUACUUUAGUCCAACCCACGUCCAGAUCAUUGACUUUGACGGAGCAAAUUUGUGCUACCGAGGCGCGGACAUCGGAUACAUGGCCAACAACCGAGACAUGCAACGAGUGCCGUGGUCGCAGGACGAUCUCGACCACUUUGUCCAGAGCUACAUCGACGCUUGCGCCGCCAAGGGAGUGAUCGUAGCCAAGGAUGACUUGAUGGCGCAGGUCGAGCGAGGCAAAGUCCUCUCCGUGCUCUUCUUCAUGACCAUGUUCGGGGCCUGCGACAACUGGGAUAUCUUUCACCAGAUUGGAUUCAACUUCAUGGCGACUUUCCCAUCGCUCAUGCAAAAGAUCGUUGCGUUCGCCGCGUAAGGGAGCGCAGUGGCGUUUCGCGAGGUAGCGAAUUUCAUAGCAAAUUGGACCGAGUUACUCUUCGCCUUGGGUGUAUGCCGCUACAAUCACUUCAGCUCUCUGGCGCGGCACCUGUCGAUCUCCAAGUACUGGUUGGGUGGUAUUUCAACUGCCACGGGGGUUGAUGGGAGUAUGCCGCAAUUGAAGGCACAAGAAGCCCAUCGAGUCGAUGCACAUCCGAAAGCAUCGCCUCAAGAACGAUGGCAUCCAAGCUCAUCCAUCGCAUCGGGGCAAAAGGUGCUAGUAAGAGCUGGCUUUGUCUGGGGAAGGGAUCGACAUUGGGUGCUGAAAGGGUGGCGGUGCAUGACCACGUGUUGUUCGCUGCACACAGAUGACCUUCAGCGGAAGAGCUCGUGAUCGACCACGCCCUUUGACGUGCAUUGCGCGGAUAUCCUUUCGUCGUGUAGACGUACCGCCUAAAGCUUGUGACCUGACGACUCCCGCCAGAACGAAGCCAUUAUGUUAGACGUCUUCGGGACACAAGCGCCAGGUCGUACGAGCCGCACAUGCACCUGGGCGAUAUCAGCAUGACGACGGUGGAAGCGCAAAGCCAUCGUUGAAUCCGUUCUUCGGCAACGUCACACUCGAGGCAUCGUCUCUCCUGUGCUUGAGGGCAGCGACGCGUCCGUCGUAUGUAUGUGGCGGCUCCCCGUUCACGGUCGCGCAGCGAGGAUCAACAUGACAAUGGCAUGUUGAUUACACCGUCUCGGCUACUUCUUCUUCUUCACAAUGUCGUCCAACGACAUCGAGAGCUUUGCCGUCGUCGGUAAAGGUGCGCUCCCUUCAUUAUCGUCGGACGCGUGGUGAAGUUUCUUGCCCGCGCGCUUGACAAACUUGGGUUGCUUGUUCACCAUGUGGCGCUUCUUGAACAGUUUAGGCUUGACUUCACGUGUGUAUCUCGCUCCAUGUCCUGCGGCAACGCGCCCUUUCCCAGUCUUUGAUGGAGAAUGGUGAUGCUUCGUCAACUUGGCACGCGACGAUUGCUGAGCGGUGGGAGUCGUGACGACACCUCCGGCGGCGCGGUCUUCCGCAGCUUUCUUGCGUUCAAGAAAUUUUUGGAGCGCCUCUUCCUUGUUGGACGUAAUGCUACCCCCCGGCCACGCUAUCCUUUUCGCAGCGACAGCCGCGGCGUCCUGCAACUGGCUCGACUUGACGUGGGCAAGCGAGAUCAUCUCGUUCGGACCACUUCCAG